Messenger RNA from Nanorana parkeri, 863 nucleotides. It is a transcript of the gene SUMF1, whose product is annotated as sulfatase modifying factor 1. Lineage: Eukaryota; Metazoa; Chordata; Amphibia; Anura; Dicroglossidae. The transcript has 8 exons. Gene Ontology annotation, cellular component: endoplasmic reticulum. Bases 1 to 843 code for a protein of 280 amino acids. The record is from RefSeq and is a predicted model, not a curated record.
AUGGUCCUGCUGCCCUCGGGGGUGUUCACCAUGGGUACGGAUGACCCCGGUAUCCUUGCGGACGGGGAGAGCCCGGCUCGGCUGGUUCACAUUGAUUCUUUUUACAUGGAUGUGUAUGAAGUCAGCAAUACCGAAUUUGCGCGGUUUGUGGAGGCCAGCGGUCACGUGACCGAGGCAGAGACCUUUGGGGACUCGUUUGUUUUUGAAGGCUUCCUGAGCGAGGAAGUGAAGAGCGGAAUUGAUCAGGCGGUUGCGGCUGCACCCUGGUGGCUGCCGGUGAAAGGAGCGGACUGGAGGCAUCCGGAGGGGCCGGAUUCGGAUCUCGCCGACAGGAUGGAUCACCCGGUCCUUCAGGUGUCCUGGAACGACGCCGUCGCUUUCUGCGCCUGGGCUGGGAAGCGCCUUCCGACCGAGGCCGAGUGGGAGUACGCCUGCCGGGGCGGCCUGGAGAACAGACUCUUUCCAUGGGGGAACAAACUGGAGCCGAAGGGGCAACAUUACGCCAACGUCUGGCAAGGAGAAUUUCCAAACAAGAACACGGCAGAGGAUGGAUAUGUGAAGACUUCACCAGUGACCGCUUUCCCUUUCAAUGGUUUUGGCCUUUACAAUAUGGUGGGAAACUCCUGGGAAUGGACGGCCGAUUGGUGGACCACCCAACACUCUGCGGAUGAAGCUUAUAACCCGAGAGGUCCGAGCUCGGGGAAGGACAAGGUGAAGAAGGGCGGAUCGUACAUGUGCCACAAGUCUUACUGCUACAGGUACCGUUGUGCGGCUCGCAGCCAGAACACCCCGGACAGCUCCUCUUCCAACCUCGGCUUCCGCUGCGCCGCAGACGCCAAGUAGCCCGGCCGAAGGGUAGCGGC